GGAAGGGUGAGGAGUCAGAGUUCGUCAGAGAAGAGCCCAAUGAUACCUAUAUGUCCAGUAGUUUCCUUCACCUACGUGCCCAGCCGGGUAGGUGAAGAUGCCAAAAUGGCCACCGGCAGCUACUUUGGAUUUGCUCACGGUGGUGCCGCGCAGUACAGCCAGCCGGCAGCCGCUGGGGUAGGCUACAGCCACCCUACGACAGUGGCCAGCUACACUGUGCACCAGGCGCCGGUCGCGACUCACACCGUGGCAGCUGCCUACGCGCCCACCGCGACCCCCGUGGCCGUGGCCCGGCCAGCACCGGUGGCGGUGGCAGCUGUGGCCACCGCCCCUCCCUAUGGCGGGUACCAGCCCACCCAUGCUGCCACCGAGUACAGCUAUGUACAGAGGCAGCAGGAAGCACCUCCCCCUCCCCCGCCUGUCACGUCCCAGAGUUACCAGGACUCCUACUCAUACGUGCGGUCCACAGCCCCUGCUGUAGCUUAUGACAGUAAACAGUACUACCAGCAGCCCACAGCUACAGCGGCUGUGGCCGCUGCUGUCGCACAGCCACAACCCACUGUGGCAGAGUCCUACUAUCAGACAGGUACGCUAAACACACCCUGGGAGUCAACCUGGAACAAAAGCAUCCAAGCUCCUAAGACUGGAUACAGCCAGGGAGUCACACCGUACACACAGGCCCCGCAAACCCGUCAGGUGACUGUCAUUAAGCCUGCGGCGCCCAGCCCGGUCACCUCCACCUUCCCCCUGUACCCGGGCUCUUCCACCGUGCAGCCAGUGCCUGCAGCAGCAGCAGCAGCAGCCACAGUGGUCCCCACCUACUCUCAGAGCCCCACCUACAGCACUGCGGCCGUCACAUACUCAGGUACGUCGUACUCUGGGUAUGAAACGCUGUACUCGCCAGCCUCAUCGUACUACCAGCAGCAGCAGCAGCAGCAACAGCAGCAGCAGAAGCAGGCGGUGGCCGCUGCAGCCACUGCAGCCUGGACCGGGAGCACCUUCACCAAGAAAACACCCUUCCAGGCCAAGCAGCUCAAACCCAAGCAACCCCCCAAGCCCCCUCAGAUCCACUACUGCGAUGUCUGCAAGAUCAGCUGUGCUGGGCCUCAGACGUACAAGGAGCACCUGGAGGGGCAGAAGCAUAAGAAGAAGGAGGCAGCACUGAAGGUGUCCCAAAGCGGCAGCAGUGACAGCGGCAGCAGCAGCGUGGGCUCCGCCCGGGGCGCUCCAAACCAGCUGCGCUGUGAGCUGUGCGACGUCUCCUGCACCGGCGCAGACGCCUACGCUGCACACAUCCGCGGGGCCAAGCACCAGAAGGUGGUGAAACUGCACACUAAGCUGGGGAAGCCCAUCCCCUCCACGGAGCCGAGUGUGGUCACCCACACGCCCACAGUCACCACAACUGCCCCCGGCAGGACCGCCAGCUCUGCCGUCAGCAGCACGGUCAGCAGCAGCGUGACCACGCCCAUCUCCUCCUACCUGAAGCCCGUCAACAUCGUGAGCAGCGCCACCACCAUUCCUGCCGUUGCCAAGGGUCCUGCUCCCACAACUACAGCUGCCAGCACUCCCCCAGUCAAGGUCAACACUCCCAAGAUCACUUUCAUAGGUGGAAACAGACCACAGACCUCUGGUGUUAAGGUAGAGGAGGCGAAGGCAGCCCAGCCCGCCCCAACGGCUCAGACACUGGAAACGAAGGCCAAGGCCGCAGCUGAGGUUUUGCCUGUGCACUCCACUGUGGCUGCGCUGCAGAGUGACGUUCAACCUGUGGGCCAUGACUACGUGGAGGAGGUGCACAAUGAUGAGGGCAAAGUUAUUCGGUUCCAUUGCAAACUGUGCGAAUGUAGCUUUAAUGACCCAAAUGCCAAAGAGAUGCAUUUGAAGGGAAGGAGACACCGUCUGCAGUAUAAGAAAAAGGUGAACCCCGAACUCCAGGUGGAGGUGAAGCCCAGCAUCCGGGCACGGAAGAUCCAGGAGGAGAGGAUGAGGAAGCAGAUGCAGAAGGAGGAGUACUGGAGGAGGCGGGAGGAGGAGGAGCGCUGGAGGAUGGAGAUGAGGCGCUAUGAGGAGGACAUGUACUGGCGGCGCAUGGAGGAAGAGCAGCACCCCUGGGAUGAACGCCGAAGGCUGCCGGAUGCAGGUUACCCCCAGGGCCCCCCUGGGCCGCCCGGCCUUCUGGGAGUCCGGCCUGGCUUGCCCAUCCCACAACCUCAGGGACCUGUGCCCCCUCGCCGGCCGGACUCCUCAGACGACAGGUACGUGAUGACCAAACACGCCGCCAUCUACCCCGCCGAGGACGAGCUCCAGGCCAUCCAGAAAAUUGUGUCCAUCACAGAGAGAGCGCUCAAACUGGUGUCCGACAUCAUCUGUGAUGAGGGCGAGGAUGACGAUAAGGACAAGGAGAAGGAUUUCCAGAGAGAAAGGGCACUAAAGGGUAUAAUGAGAGUGGGUGUGCUGGCCAAAGGCCUGCUACUCCGCGGGGACAAGAACGUCAGUUUGGUCCUCCUCUGCCACGAAAAACCCACAAAGACCCUCCUCACACGCAUUGUGGAGCUCCUUCCCAAGCAGCUGCCGAUGGUGACACCGGAAAAAUACGAAGUGAAAGGCUCUGUCCAGGAGGCAGCCAUCAUCCUGACGUCCUGCGCCGAGCCAAAGAUGGAAGUCACUGUCACACUGACCUCGCCUGUAAUCCGAGAGGAGAAUGCGCGGGACGGAGAUGUAACCUCGGGUUUGGUGAAAGACCCAGCGGACGUCUUGGACAGGCAAAAAUGCCUUGACGCUCUGGCUGCUCUACGCCACGCUAAGUGGUUCCAGGCUAGAGCCAAUGGACUUCAAUCCUGCGUGAUUAUCAUCCGCAUCCUGCGCGAUCUGUGCCAGCGUGUCACCACCUGGUCUGCCUUCCCCAGCUGGGCCAUGGAGCUGCUUGUUGAGAAGGCCAUAUCCAGCGCCUCAGCCCCCCUGAGCCCUGGAGAUGCACUGAGGAGAGUAUUUGAAUGUAUUGCUUCGGGGAUCCUGCUACCAGGUGGACCAGGUCUGAUGGACCCCUGUGAGAAGAACCCCACAGAUACCCUGGGUGCCAUGACGGUGCAACAGAGAGAGGACAUCACCUCUAGUGCACAGUUUGCCCUCAGGCUGCUUGCAUUCCGCCAGAUCUACAAAGUUCUGGGCAUGGACCCCCUGUCCCAGAUGAACCCGCGCUUCAGCGACUGCACCAACCGCAAGAGGCGGCUUGAGAACAGCAAUGGAGUGGACAGCUGUGAAGGCGAGGGCAAGAAGGACAAGAAGGAUUACGACAGCCACUAGACAGGCCUUAAUACUGCCCCUCUUAAACACUAGUGUUAUGGACAGUGCGUGCGGUCCCUGCUGAUUAUUAUUAUUAUUAUUAUUAUUAUUAUUAUUUGCUCUAUAUCUCAGUUUGUAAACUCUUUAGUGUAGUAACUCUGACCUCCAGUUUUGUUUUAAGAUGACCAUACAGACUACUGGUAAGGGUAUUAUCAAAAUGAUAAAUGUCUGUACCACACUGUGUUGUUUUUUGUUCAUAAUGAUCUAAGCAGCGAUCUGCACUUACCAUACCUAAAGCUGUUUACACUACUGGCUGUUCGUAGGUAUCAAUAUUGUAGGAAUGUCCAUAAGAAAGCUAUGUAAGAGUAUCCAUAAUAAAGCUCUACAGGAGCCUCUUUGAAAUCAGGAACAUUUAGUUUUUGUUUUUAUUUGAGGGAGAAGGGGAGGCAGGGAUUCCUCUUAACAGUGAAGCAAAACAAAGUAAGAUGAACAUUUUAUUAUUAUUUACUAUUAGGGAAUUAUUAGGGAAAAUACUUGACUACAAAAAUAUAUUCUUGUCAUCUACGGUUAAACAAUUUACAUUAAGGGCAUUGGCUAUAGCCUAGUCAAUAUGAAGCACACAGUGUAGAAUUACUUAUGUUUUUCUUUUUGAGAGAGGUGUAGGGUCAUUUUUUGAAUCAGAUUUUUUCACUUGCAUUGUGCAAAUGGUGUAUUGUUAAUAUCUUGUUGAAGGUCUAGGCUGAUGUUUCAGUGUCAAGAUAGCUGUGGCACAGAUUCCCAUGGCACCGUAUUAAAUUUUCACUGAUUCCA
This is a messenger RNA of Megalops cyprinoides (Indo-Pacific tarpon), 4089 nucleotides long. Its product is annotated as zinc finger RNA-binding protein-like. Gene Ontology annotation, molecular function: zinc ion binding; single-stranded RNA binding; double-stranded RNA binding. Lineage: Eukaryota; Metazoa; Chordata; Actinopteri; Elopiformes; Megalopidae. The record is from RefSeq and is a predicted model, not a curated record. Bases 40 to 3300 code for a protein of 1086 amino acids. Gene Ontology annotation, cellular component: precatalytic spliceosome. The transcript is spliced from 20 exons.